AUGUCACUUUCCAAUAAAGAGAUUGCAUCUAGAAUUGUAUCUUAUUUGUCAUCCCUGAUCAGAACUGGGCAAGUUACAGAAGAUUAUGCCGAAUCCAUUAGUGUUGCCAUCGAAUGUAUAAGAGAUUCCUUUGACCUGCAAGAAGAGGUGUCUGCUGAUAGUGAUUUGGCUACCGUCUUAUUAGCCAACCUCAAUUUGGAACCAGAACCAAAACUCAGUGAGAAAGAAAGGGAACUCGUGAAUGAACAAGCCAUCAAGUUGAAAUUAGAGGGAAAUAAAGCUGUAGAGAGGGAGAAUUAUAAAGAUGCAAUUGAUAAAUAUACAAGGGCGAUAGAUUUAUUGAAGAAGAACGGACUACCUGUUGAUCGAGGUUACCUCUCUAAUAAAUCUCUUGCUCUAACAAAAUCAGGAAGAUACGAAGAAGCAUGCGAUGAUGCAUUAGCCUGCAUUAAGAUAGAUCCUACUUUCUCAAAAGGCUAUUCUCGUUUAGCGGAAGCAAAAAUAGGACAGAAUAAAUAUGAAGAUGCAAUGAAUGCGUAUAAACAAGUACUAGAUUUAGAGGGCAACAAGGCCACUGAUACUAUGAAGAGGGAUUUCGAAAUUACAAAACAAAAGUUUGAAACUUUGAACUUUAGUACCCAUAUUGAUUCAGGAUCCGCAACACCAAUAUCGGAAGCAGCGAAUAAAUAUCCACCAAAAGAUGAAGAAAUCAGGACGAGAUCAAGCCUUGUGAAAGUCGAUGUUCCAGCAGAACAAACAAAUACGAAUGAAGAACAUUCUACCCCCAAUACAAACACUCCACGCUUCAAUAUCGCACAGCUGAUAGGAAAUGGAAUUGGGACCAUACUUAAUAACCCACAAGUUCAAUUGGCCCUCUCACAUUUUGCUCAAAGGAACCCAGACGCGGCUCGAAAAGUGCAAGAAAUUAGCAACAACCCAAUGUUUAAGAUGGCUUUGAGUCAAUUAAUGGAUGCUGCCAACCAGUCACCAGAGGAAUUUUUUAAAAGUGAGAAGUUUAAGAACUUAGUCAACAGCUUUAUUCCUGGUGCCCUCUGA
Naumovozyma castellii is the source of this 1056-nucleotide messenger RNA. RefSeq lists its product as uncharacterized. The transcript has a single exon. Lineage: Eukaryota; Fungi; Ascomycota; Saccharomycetes; Saccharomycetales; Saccharomycetaceae. Bases 1 to 1056 code for a protein of 351 amino acids. The record is from RefSeq and is a predicted model, not a curated record.